This is a messenger RNA of Parascedosporium putredinis, 441 nucleotides long. The record is from the annotation of a GenBank genome assembly. Lineage: Eukaryota; Fungi; Ascomycota; Sordariomycetes; Microascales; Microascaceae.
AUGAUGUGGGCCAUCUUCAUCACGGUGAAUGUGCUCGCCGUCCCGAUGCUCGUCCUCGCUUGGCUCGACUGCGAUGUCGUCGGAGCCCAUGUGCAGAUAAAUGAGGGCUCUUGUGUGCCACUCCGCACCAUUCUUAACUUUGGCACCUUUAUGGCGCGGUGCUUGAUUUGUGCUGACCAUGAUGGAAUUAGCCUACUCGGGGCUGGUGAACCUGCUUCUCGUGGGGUUCUCCAUUGUCCCCUCUUCUACCGGGACCUCGAUCCCGGUCUGCGCGACAAGCUCGGCGCCAUUUUUGCCAUGUUUGUUGGUCUAGGCGCUGGAAUCAUGGCCGUGCUCAAGGUUAUCGAGGUUCCGUUUCUCUCGAGUUACCUUUGUAAGUUUUUGAUCCGUUGCGCCAUCUCCCCCGAGCUGCAAAGUGAAUCUCACUUCAUCACUGGCUAA